This is a messenger RNA of Nilaparvata lugens (brown planthopper), 605 nucleotides long. RefSeq lists its product as uncharacterized. NCBI's taxonomy places the organism in Eukaryota, Metazoa, Arthropoda, Insecta, Hemiptera, Delphacidae. The transcript has 4 exons. The coding region runs from base 7 to 594 and encodes 195 amino acids. The record is from RefSeq and is a predicted model, not a curated record.
AAGGAGAUGCGUCUGAAUUCAAUCAAGACGCAGAUACUGAGCUACCUGGGUCUUCUAGGAGGGCAGCCCAACAUCAGCAGCAACCAGAACAACGGCACAAGCAAUCAACAGGCGGAGAUCAUCCGUCAGAUGUACGACAAGAUGAAGAGGUUACCGCAAUGGCCUCCCUCCGAUGUAUACACCGAGAAAGUACAGAGUUUCUACCCUUCCUGUGAAUUACCAAGGAAUACAGAUGAAGAGCUGUGGAGUAACGGAGAGUCGAUGCAUUUGCUGUUUGACUUGAAUUUCCCGAUCAGUUUGCAAGGCAAUGUUGUCAACAUUAUUGCUGCUAAACUCAGGCUGCAUAAGGUUUCCCAGGCCAACAUGACAGUGGCUGUUUCUGAGACGUGCCCUCCUCCUGCAUUCGAUGGGGGUGAGUCCACCCCUGCCAUCAAGGCAUUCAACCCCAGCCUCCCCCUACCACCUUCCCCUAUCACCGUGGACGACAAGAAGAUUCGAGUCUCCAUCUACUGGUACACCAGAUCCCUCAAGAAACACCGCGUGAAGAGGAAGCUGCUAGACAGUCAGAUGGUGUCGGUGUAUGGGGACGCGUGACCGAAUGGAAU